AUGAGAGAGCACAUUGCCAUCGGUGCAGGCCCCUUGCUUGUCUUUCGCAGUGACAGCCUGAUACGUUCGGCAGAUGAGGCCAAGUGGUGCUGCGUGAACGAUGCUCAGGUUCCUGCGUUUCGCAUCGUUCAAGUCCUCGCAGACACUCAGCAAAACCCAAGAGCCGCAUUAGGUGUCACCUUGCAGAUAAGUCUUCUGGACGCAGGCAGCAUAUGGAGUUCCGCAUUGCCCCAGUUGAAGCGGCUGUCGAAGUGGCGUGCCAUUGGAUCCAGGGCUGAAUUUAUUGUCGGCGAUCGCUUCAUGCCGUUUUCUCUUUUUCGCUGGGCAGAACCUCCCAUUGCCCUUGGAAGUUUUUUGAUGACCGUGGACGACACUGAGCUGGACACCUUUGGCAUGGGAAAAAGAUUCGAUUUCAUGCAGCAGUACGUGAGUUUCAAGGAUCUUUUGACGUUCAGGUCCAAUCUUGACAGCGAUGUUUCUGUGAUGACAUGUAUGGAUGGUCAGCAGACCAAGCACCGUCUCAGCUUGAAGUGGAAUAGCAGCAGAUUUGAGGGAGGUGUUCGCUACCUCUACGAGCCGAAUUUUGAUGCGACAGCCAAGGACUAUGAGUCCUGCCUGCAGAAUGGCAUGCAAUGUGGAGAACACGCAAACCCCACGUGUGGCGAUCACUUCCUGCGCAUCAGGUUUCAGCUGCGAGGAGAUCGUCAGCACAGGGAUGAUUGUUGUCCGGUCACUACGCUGACUGAUAUCCGCAAGUGCUUUGUGCCGAAGGGUGAGACAUGGCAAUUGGUGACUGACAGAGGUGUUGCACUCAACGUGGACUUCAUGGAAGAGUUGAGUCAAGCAGUCCGCUUGGUGCGAGAGGACUUGACUCUAUUGAGCAAAGCUGUCCGAGAUGCUGCUUUAAAACUCAGCAACACAUCAUGGAAGGAUGGUACAUCCGGCAAAACUCAGGCAAACUCCACUGGGAAUUCCACAAAUUCAAAUAGCUCCAAUCAGACGUCGAAUUCAACGUCCAAUUCCACGUCGAAUGGCACAUCGAACGCAAACAAGAUCGGCGAGCAAGCAGAUGCUGAGGAUUAUCAUGCUUUGGAUGACGUGAAGGUGACUGUCGGCGGUAAGCACCACGAGAGGCAUGCUCCAAAGAACUCUAGCAAGAUCGGCGAGCAAAGCGCAGAGUCCCACUAUUUCGUGGAAGGGGUGAAGGCAUCGGUUGUCCACAAGCACAAGCACCGAAAGAGGCGGCCACAUCGGGCAACUGGAAUCCUCACCCCAGGAGCGAUUCCCAAAGUUGCCGAUCCUCUGGCCCAGCGCAAACAGACCGCCAAGAAGAUUAGCAAGCAUCAAAAGCACAAGGGGACGCAAAAGAAUUUGGAAAAGAAGCCAGAGACCUCACAGGCGAAGCCUCUUCCUGCAAAGGCCGGGUUUACUCUAGAAGCUGAUCAGUCCAACAAUUUGCCUGUGCCACACUCUGACAUCCUUGCCAGCAGGAUCCAAACAGGUCUAAGGAACAAUUAUUAUGUGUGUUAA
Cladocopium goreaui is the source of this 1530-nucleotide messenger RNA. The record is from the annotation of a GenBank genome assembly. Lineage: Eukaryota; Dinophyceae; Suessiales; Symbiodiniaceae.